Klebsormidium nitens is the source of this 1620-nucleotide messenger RNA. Lineage: Eukaryota; Viridiplantae; Streptophyta; Klebsormidiophyceae; Klebsormidiales; Klebsormidiaceae. The record is from the annotation of a GenBank genome assembly.
CGUCAGCAUGAUUGCGCAUCGUGCCAUACCGGUAUUACUAUUGCUCACGAGCCUGAGACACUGUUUCUUUUCAAACGAGCAGACGCAGCCUGCAAUCUGCAAAUUGCAGCCCCGCUUUACCGUGACAAGAAAUGCAGCAUUUUACUUUGCAAUGCCAUCUGCUGUGAUCCAUUGAAGCAGGCGCUCUGCCAAGCGGAGAGACGACGCCUUCAGGACAUUGCGGCAGCUAGAAGACGGGCCAUGGCCCGCUUAUUUGAUACGUAUGUAAUUGUAGACUGGUCAGCAUCCAGUGUGCCGAAAAUGGGGCAAGAUAGCAUCUGGUACUGCAUUGCGGACGCUUGUUUCUGCAAACCCCUUGCACAGGAUGUGGGGCUUAGAGGAAGAACUGGAUGUGAAAGGGAAGAAGCUGCAAGGAGGAAAAGCAAAAGGUGUGCUACAACAAUCGAGUGUAAGGAACUGAAUAAGGAUCUGUUGGUGGAGAGAAGCGAAACGUCUGCGUCAAUGCCUCAAGUUGCUAAAAGACAAGGGCGCAAAAGGAGUGUGAUAGCUGGCAUCACAGAAGCUGCUCCAACCUCUGCUUCUGGGCCAAUCGUUGAGCAGCGCACAAAGUGCCCCCGAGUGGCACACCCAACCUUCCUAGCAGAAACCAACACCAGCAGCACCUCCCUUCCCGUGACGACCAAUCUGUGCCCGCCACCUGGCUCGUGCGGGGAGGCAGUUCCAGUGGUUGAGAACAUUCCAACCAGGGCCAUGGCUGAAGCAGUAUUGAUUGAGAAGCUGGUGGGACUGGUUGCCAGGGGCCGAAGGGUUUUGCUUGGGUUUGACUUUUCCCUUGGGUUUAGCAGGGGUUUCGCAGCCGCUCUUGCUGAAAAGAUCCGACUUAACCGUGCAGCGGAAUCAAUAGCUAAUGGGAGCUUGGGUGGAAACCCGGCGUGCGUGGUGGAUAGGGCGGAGGUUAUGGGCAAAAGCGGUGGGAGUGGGGACCCGUGUCCUGGUUGGGAAACUGUCUGGCAAUACCUGCACCAGCAUGUUGUCGAUGAGGACAACAAUAGCAAUAACCGCUUUGAGGUGGCCGCCCGGCUGAAUGAACUGGUGUCCGGGUCUCCCUACCCUUUUUGGGGCUGCCCGCCCUCUCGAGCUUCACCCUUCCUGUGCCCCAAGAAGCAACUUCCCCUCCCUAGUUCGCCGGUAUUUCCUGAGAAAAGGGCGGCCGAAAGCAGGUGCACUGCUCAGACCACGUGGAAGCUCUACACGACCGGUGCAGUUGGCUCUCAAACUCUCCUGGGCAUCCCACGUGUCUUCAACAUACGUCACCACCCGGACCUGCGAGACUGCACCCGGGUGUGGCCCUUCGAGACCGGCCUUCGGCCCCCGGGGGAAAGUACCGGGCACUCCGGGCCGUCCAUCGUCAUGGCUGAGGCGUACCCGUCCCUAGUUCCCCCGGUCUGUGUCGGGAAAGAACCAAAAGACGCAGGGCAGGUGCGAGCUCUCGCUUCGCACUUUGCUGCCCUCGACGCAGCUGGGCAGCUGGAGCACCUUUUCUACGGACCUUUCGGGCCUCCAGAAACUGAUGAAAAGUACAGCGAUCGAAAGGGUGAGUUCGAUCCGUACGUGCCAUAA